AUGAGCAUGGGCAACACGCAAUCAACGGUGCGCUAUCUCGCGCCCGCAUCGUUCAUCUAUGACUUUGCAGCGCAGCAAUAUGGCAUUUUCUCCACGCCCAAUAUGAUGGAUAUUCACAACCGGAACCUGGCUGCUUUCUCACCAUACCCGUACUUCAUCGGCGCCUUCUUCUUCCCCCAGCAAAUCUUCCAGCUGGCGUGGUUGUGGAAGCUGUGGAAGCAGGAUGGAAACGAGCAGGAGCGUGCCAUGAUGAAUAAGUUCGCUUGGUGUUAUAGUUUGGGUAAUUUUUGUAUCGGAACUUGGAUGUUCUUCUGGAAUGCGAAUGACCUAGCGACUUCGAACAUCUUUGUGAUAAUCAACACGCUGGCGCAGGUGGCCUACAUCUCGACGAUGCUCGAGCCGCUGGAUACACGCUCAACACCCAACUUUCUCACGCAUAUUGUUGCGAAGACGUUUGCUGGUAUUGGUGUGCUGGACCUCUUGCACAACACAUCAGCCGCAUACUAUGUUGGUGUCGAGCCCAGCUCCCUCGUGCAGGUCGCGACGGGCAUUGGUUUCGCCGCUGCGGCAAGCGUGAGCGACUGGAUCUUUGGUGGCUGUCUGGUAUACGAUCUAGUCGCACUGUCUGUAGGACAAGAGGGCAGCUGGUCGAGGUUGCUGGGCGGAUACGCAGCCAUGACAGCGGGUAUCGUGGGCUUCAGGAACUUUUUCUAUCCUCGAUGGAAGGGCCAGACGCAAGGCGGAUAUUCGAAGAUCGGAAGUGGCGGUGAUGAUGCUUAG
Molecule: messenger RNA, 780 nt
Organism: Bipolaris zeicola 26-R-13
Lineage: Eukaryota; Fungi; Ascomycota; Dothideomycetes; Pleosporales; Pleosporaceae
Exons: 3
Coding region: 1-780 (259 amino acids)
Source: RefSeq, a predicted model, not a curated record